CGGUCACACUGACCGCAUGCGGCCAGCUGAAAAAUAACAAUUUGCAAGUAUUACAUUUAAAUUGAAACAGUAACUGAAAUGGACGACACCGACGAUCCCAUUGUGGAGGAGAUACCAGUAUUUCUAUCCAAGCAUCUGCAGGACCAGCUCUACUUGUUCCAGUACCCCACCAAAACCGAAAUUGCCAACCACGACGAUGCUGUCGUCGUCAACUGCUGUGUGAAACCUUUCACGCAGGAAGUCAAAGUGGAUUUCGGCCUCAAUCUCGAGUCUAAGCACUACGAUCGCUUCAAAGGCGAACAAUUUGCAGUGGCUGCCGAUGGCAAGAACACUUAUGGUGCUGUGCCCGCCAAGGGAGCCGAGAGACCCACAUAUAAGCGUGGUAUUAUGGAUAAGCAGGCGUUUACAAGUUCACGCUCUCUCACUGACAUCUCGAAAUAUGUGGUGGGCAUCUAUACGGAGGAUAAGGAGGUGCAUCUGUCGCCACUGGCCAGCAUUGUGCAACUGAGGCCUUCGCUCACCCACUUCGACAAGGAGGACAAGCGACGCAAGGCGGAACAAAAGGCACAAAAUGACGAAAUGGAUGAUGAGGAGGUUGCCCAGCAGGUGACGGUGAAGUUUGCACGUGGCACCGGCGCUGGCGCCGCUGCUGCCAAGAAAACAAAGGAACAGCGAGGCACCUACGACAACUUUGUGCAACGCAUUGUCGAGGAACCGUGGUGCGAAACCUAUUGGCAUGCAAGGAAUACGCCGACAGCGGAGCUGGAACGCCAGAAAAUGUUUUGCACAAAUCAUCAGUCGAAUCAAUCGUUGGCGUUGCCAUCCCGCGAGUAUCUGAACAAGCUGCUGCCACACGAUGAGCACGUGCAACAGGUUGACGCAAACAGCGUGUUGCCAGUUUAUAACAAGGCCAUGUUGAAGACGAUGCCGCUGCUGGAACAGCUGCGUGUGCUGCUCAAGGAUGCCAAGCUUCUCUCGUUUGCCGAUGUCCUCCACAUUCUGACUGAGCACAUCGAUCCGCAUGUGAAUGCGGACAAAGUACUGGCGUUAUUACCUCAAGUUGGCAUCUUGUUGCACGGCAACUGGGCGCCCAAGUCGGAGGUCGUUUAUCCCGAGAAGAUGCUGUCGCAUGCAAAUGGUGUGACAGCGGAGCAAAUGAUUCGAGCCAGGGAUUAUAUACUUUUCAGAUUCUCACGCACCUCGUUCCUGUAUCGCAACCAAGUCAUGACUGCCACUCAAUUGCCACCCGCCGAAACUCUGGAUGUUCUCAAGACUGUGGCACGCGUAACCGCUACGAAACGUUGGGAGCUGCUCCUGCCCCCAGAUAAGGAGUUUGAGCAGAAGCAUGUGGAGCUAGUGCAGCGUCAGGAGCUCCAUUGGCGUGCCACCGAGCAGAUGUACAGUGAAAUGGAUUGGGCUAAGGAAACGAAACGUGUGCGCAAGCGUUCCACGCGUAAAAGUGAAUCGCAGCCAUCAACUUCAGCAACGACAACGACGAUGCCGCCUCCUGCGAUGCAUUUGUCCGCAACUGAAACGUAGCAUCUACUAAACUGUUCCAAAUAAUAAAAUAAAACAUAUUUGUUA
Molecule: messenger RNA, 1584 nt
Organism: Drosophila nasuta
Lineage: Eukaryota; Metazoa; Arthropoda; Insecta; Diptera; Drosophilidae
Gene: Polr3E
Product: RNA polymerase III subunit E
Exons: 2
Coding region: 79-1539 (486 amino acids)
Biological process (GO): tRNA transcription by RNA polymerase III
Cellular component (GO): RNA polymerase III complex; nucleus
Source: RefSeq, a predicted model, not a curated record